Molecule: messenger RNA, 768 nt
Organism: Trichomonas vaginalis G3
Lineage: Eukaryota; Parabasalia; Trichomonadida; Trichomonadidae
Product: phage tail repeat-like family
Exons: 1
Coding region: 1-768 (255 amino acids)
Source: RefSeq, a predicted model, not a curated record
AUGAAUAUCGAAGGUCAUGUCAGAAACUUUGAAACACAUGAACUACCAGCAAUGUUAGAUAAGAAAGCAGAUAAAGAACAUACACAUAACUCCUUCUCAACUGUUGCUAUAGAAAGUAUUGAAGGAACGGUUGGCGGAACUGGUGGGGAUGCAUUAUAUUAUAAACCUCCUAACUUUCCACAAGGUUUAACAUCGAAUGAAAACAUAACAACGAAGAAAGACAUUAGCUGUAAAAAUGUUUAUGUCAUGGAUGAUGAAAAUAAUGUUAAAUUCACUGCUCAAGAUUUAUAUGAUAAGAAAGCUGACAAAACAGAGCUUCAAACAUUAAAGACUGAAAUACUUCAAACAUUAUAUCCUGUUGGUUCUUUAUAUACAUCAAUGAAUUCAACAAAUCCAGCAACAGUUCUGGGUUUUGGUACAUGGCAGCAGAUUGUAGACAAAUUCUUAUACUGUGCUAACUCUUCAAAGCAAACAGGAGGCUCAAAGAAAAUUAAAGAAGCAAACUUACCUGCGCACACUCAUACAGGAACGACAAACUUUUCUGGCGACCAUAGCCACUCAUUAAGAGACCACCCAUUAUACAACUCAGACUAUAAAGCUGGCAAUGACGUUUUAUCUCCAUCUUAUAACAAUUCAGCAAAAAAGACUUUUCGACCAACUGAACCAGGAGGAAAUCAUGUCCAUACUUUCACAACAAAUCCAACAGGCUCGGGUGAAGAUUACAUGCCACCAUUUAUGACUGUAUUCGCAUGGUACCGCGUUCAAUGA